Molecule: messenger RNA, 831 nt
Organism: Ilyonectria robusta
Lineage: Eukaryota; Fungi; Ascomycota; Sordariomycetes; Hypocreales; Nectriaceae
Product: aminotransferase
Exons: 2
Coding region: 1-831 (276 amino acids)
Molecular function (GO): catalytic activity
Source: RefSeq, a predicted model, not a curated record
AUGAACAACGAGUUUUCUUUAUUCACUUCACUUAGAUACGAUUCUCGUCUUCGGGAGGUCCCGAGCAAGGGCCUCAUCGGCGAGGGUUGGAACUUUGAAAACGAGUCAUCGCUCUAUAUGCUCGACUUCCACCGGGAUCGGAUGUUAAGGGCCGCAACACAUUGGAAAUGGCAAGCCGCUAUUGAUGCAUUGGCCGGCGAUGAUGGGCUUCAGAAAUUAGCUCGGCUAACUGAAGAAGUCAUUGGGUCGACUCAAACGAGUCCCUUGCGGGUCAGAAUCCUCGUCUCCCGUGAAGGUGAGAUCGAGGCCCAGAAGUUCGACACACCCGAACUUCCCCUAGAAAAUUUGUUUCCCGAACGACUACCUCCUCCGGGGUCCUCCAACUCUCCAGGCGAUCCAAAAAGAGAAGGCCCGUUCGCUCUGCUUGUGGAUCAUGCCGUGACCCCAAGGUCGGAGUAUACCCACUACAAGACCACGAAGAGAGAAAUGUACGACUCUGCUCGACAGCGGGCCAACAUCUCCCCGACAGACCCAAAAGAGCUUCUUAUUAUCAACAAGGAUGAUGGGUCAGUUAUGGAAGGAACCAUUACAACACCCUAUUUUUGGAGGCAUGGUCAAUGGGUAACGCCAACGGUUGCCGCCAAUUUUAGCUGGGAAGAUGGGAGUGGUGGCCAAGACGGAACUUCUAGGCGAUGGUCAUUGGAGAGGGGACUUGCCACGGAACAAGUUGUCAAAGCUGACUCCCUCGUUGACGGGGAGGAGUGCUGGAUUAGCAAUGGUGUAAGGGGGUUUGUAUGGACCAAGAUCAGCCUUAAGGAUCAACAGCAAUAA